AUGGAUCUAUCAAAGAAGGAUGCUACGCAAUUUGCGCAAACUUCUGCGUCAAACUCAGAGGUCGAACAUGGAGCCGUCGGUACGACGUAUGAGGUCAAACGCGACCUUGGGCGUCGUCAUAUCAACAUGAUUGCCAUAGCUGGCAUGAUCGGUACCGGACUUUUCUUAGCAUCCGGCCAGGCCAUCGCUACCGCAGGACCAGUCGGCGCUCUCUUCGGAUAUCUGUGCAUGGGCUUAAUUGCAUGCGGUGUCGCCCUGUCUGCAGGAGAGAUGUCGGCGUUUAUGCCUGUCACUGGAGGAUUUGUCCGCCAUGCCACGAAGUUCGUGCAACCUGCACUCGGCAUCGCAACCGGAUGGAACUUUUGGUACACCAUGGCAAUCACAGCACCAGCUGAGCUCGCCGCUGCGGCAACCUUGAUCAACUUCUGGGACAACAGCAUUAACCCUGCUGUUUGGUACUCCGUGUUUAUUGUGAUCAUCGUGAUCAUCAACUUCUGCGGAGUGAAGGUUUAUGGCGAGAGCGAAGUCUUCUUCGCAGCUCUCAAGAUCCUCCUCAUCAUAGGUCUCAUCAUCGCCGGCUUAGUCGUCGACCUUGGAGGAUCCCCUAGUGGAGAUCGAAUCGGCUUUCGAUACUGGAAGAACCCCGGUCCUUUCAACGAAUACAUCGUCCCUGGAAACACCGGCAAGUUUCUCGGUUUCUGGAGCUCCUUGAUCUCCGCAGCCUACAGCUACGCAAAUAUCCAGGUGGUCGCCAUCGCUGGCGCCGAGACAAGGAACCCAAGAGUCAUCAUCCCUAACGCUAUUCGAAUGACGUUCUGGAGAGUACUCAUCUUCUAUGUUGUCAGCAUCUUCAUCGUUGGCAUGCUUGUACCGUUCAACGACCCGAACCUUGGCAUCUCUACUGGUGAUGCUCAGCAGAGUCCUUUCGUCAUUGCCUUCCAGCGCGCAGGUAUCAACGUUCUGCCGUCAAUUAUCAACGCUAUAGUAUGCACUUCGGCCUUUAGCUGCGGCUCUGCAUGCGUCUUCCUUGCAUCACGGACCCUUUACGGGCUGGCAGAGGAUGGACAAGCUCCCCGUGUCUUGCUUCGCACAAACAGGUUCGGAACGCCAUACUUGGCGAUAGGAGCUUCUCUCAUCUUCAUGCCACUUGUCUAUCUCAGUCUGGGGAGCAAUUCUUCGGUGGUGUUUGGGUGGUUUGUCAACAUUACAACCAUUGCUGGGCUGAUUGGGUGGCUUGUCAUCAAGGUCACGUACCUGAGGUUCUUCUACGCAUUGAAGUUCCAGGGUAUCAGCCGAGACCGUCUCGCAUACAAGAGCCCAUUGCAGCCAUACCUCGCUUGGGUCACUGGGGGCGCGCUCGUGCUUGUUAUCUUGUUCUCGGGAUAUAGCGUUUUCUUCCCCGGUCGCUGGAGCGUGGGCACCUUUCUCACGUACUACGUCGAUAUAGCUAUCUUCAUUUUCCUGUGGAUUGCUGGGUUCUGCUACGCGAGAUCGGGAAUCAUUGCUUUGCAAGAUGUCGAUCUGUCGGAGAUUGCGGAUGUUGACCGCGAGAAGGCGGAGAUCUUGAAUUCAGUAGAAGAAAAUCUGUCGUGGUGGAGGAAGUGGGUCAUAUAG
Messenger RNA from Alternaria metachromatica, 1614 nucleotides. RefSeq lists its product as uncharacterized. The record is from RefSeq and is a predicted model, not a curated record. Gene Ontology annotation, cellular component: membrane. NCBI's taxonomy places the organism in Eukaryota, Fungi, Ascomycota, Dothideomycetes, Pleosporales, Pleosporaceae. The transcript has 4 exons. Gene Ontology annotation, molecular function: amino acid transmembrane transporter activity. Gene Ontology annotation, biological process: amino acid transmembrane transport. Bases 1 to 1614 code for a protein of 537 amino acids.